AUGGCUAAUCAAGGACGUCAUGGAGAAUUGGGGUUAGGUCUUCAGGAAGACAAUGAGAAGAAUAACCAAGACAACGUGAAUAACCGAGAAAACUUGAAUAACCAAGGGGCACCCCCUGUCGUACCUGCAAGACCAGUCCGUGAUGUGGCAGUCCCACUCAUAGCUAAUGUGGCAUCUAGUAUUAGGAAACCUCCACCGGGGGGUAUCCCGAAGUAUGCUAAGUACGUGAAGAAAAUAGUGGCUAACAAAAAGAGGCUCACGGAGUACGAAACUGUGGCACUUACUGAGGAAUGCAGCUCUAGAAUCCAAAAUAGACUACCCAAAAAGUUAAAAGAUCUGGGUAGUUUUACUAUGCAGAUUACAAUUAGGCAAAGUGUUCAUGCCUGGGGGUUGUGUGAUUUGGAGCAAGCCGUAGGAGGUGGUAGAAAAUGUGUUAGUACAAGUAGGUUCCUUGAUUUUUCUGGUGGAUUUGUGGUCUUAGACUUUGAACCCGAUUAUGAAGUUCCAUUCAUUUUAGGAUGUCCGCUCUUGGCCACGAGGAGGGCAUUAAUUGAUGUAGCAGUCGUACAAUUAACUAUGAGGUCACAUGAUAAGGUUGAAGUGUUUGAUGUUUACCGCGCUUUAAAAUUGCCUUCUAGCUAUGAAGAAUUAUCUGCUAUUACUGUUGUAGACCACCUAGUAGAGUCGCAAUUAGUUGUACCCGAUGAUCCCUUAGAAAGAGUGUUAGUGGGUCAUGAGGUGGAUGGAGAUACUGAGCCCCAAGAUAUAGAAACAUGUUUGAAUCUAGCACUUGUGGAGACUCACAAACGUAGAGUAGAGCCACUAGAUCGUGAGUUAGGACCUCCACCAAAGUCCUCGAUAGAAGAAUCUCCCAAGCUAGAGUUAAAAACGCUGCCUGCUCACCUAAGGUAUGCAUUUUUAGGUGCUAAUGAAACUUUGCAUGUUAUACUUUCUGCAGAGUUGUCUGAAAUACAGGUUGAUGCGACAUUGAGGAUUCUAAAGCAGAAAAAGAAGUGA
Solanum verrucosum is the source of this 1017-nucleotide messenger RNA. RefSeq lists its product as uncharacterized. Lineage: Eukaryota; Viridiplantae; Streptophyta; Magnoliopsida; Solanales; Solanaceae. The record is from RefSeq and is a predicted model, not a curated record. The coding region runs from base 1 to 1017 and encodes 338 amino acids. The transcript is spliced from 3 exons.